Rubroshorea leprosula is the source of this 2592-nucleotide messenger RNA. The record is from the annotation of a GenBank genome assembly. Lineage: Eukaryota; Viridiplantae; Streptophyta; Magnoliopsida; Malvales; Dipterocarpaceae.
GUGGUCCCACAAGGCAUGGGGAUGUUGAUAAGUCUUGAAUAUCUUGAUUUGUUAUUUUGUCCAAAUCUGAAAGAGAUUCCAACAGGAAUAUUACUUAACCUUUCCAGUCUCCAGUAUUUGGCAGUUUGUUGUUUGCGAGAAACUACAAUAGUGAGAAAUUUUGAAGAGGUUACUAGACUGAAGAAGUUGGAGACUUUAGAAUGUAACUUUGAUGACAUACAAGACCUCAAUUAUUUUGUCAACAAGUUCAAAGAUUUCCAAAGGGCUAUUGCUUACAGUCUUCUAGUUGGGAAUGGAGAAGACAUGCUUAGAAGGAGCAAACAUGAGCUUGUAAUUACUGAUUGCGAGAUCGGGGAAGAAGGUAUAGUGCUUCCAAAUAAGCUUGAAGAUUUGUGGAUAAUUAGGCUUAAAAACAUGGGAAGCAGCUUAAGCAAAAUAGCUCUGUUAGAAAAAGCAAAUGAGUUGAGGGCAUGCAAUAUUAGCUGUUGUGAAGAGAUGAAGUGCGUGGUUGAGUUGGACUCAUCCUCCUCCUCCUCCUCCUCAUUGCGUUGUCCAGUAUUUGAUAAGCUUGAAGAGCUGUGGCUUUUGCAAUUGCCUAGGUUGUGUGAACUUGUGAGAGUGGAAGGAGAAGCAACACCACCGCACGUCUUUUCCAAUCUUAAAAAGCUUUAUGUAGUGGAAUGUUCGGGAAUAAGGAAGUUGCUUCCACUUGAGCUACUGCAGACCCUCCAAAACUUAGAGGCGAUUUUUGUUCAUGAUUGCCGUCAAAUAGAGGAGAUAAUAGCAUCAUUAGAUUCGGAUGCAUCAUCAUCGGAUAAAUUCACUUUCACUUUUCCUAAGUUAAGGGAAUUGUGCUUGUGGGACUUACCCCAAUUGAAGAGCAUCUGCAGUGCCAAAGGAGUUAUGGUUUGUAAUUCUAUUGAAACAAUUCAAAUAGGUGAAUGUCCGGAGUUAAAGAAGAUCCCUGUGCAACUUCCCCAACUUGGUAACGGCCAACCAUCUCCUCCUCCUCAUCUCAGAAAAAUCGAGAUAGGUGAAGAGUCAAAAGAAUGGUGGGAAUCACUGGAGUGGGAUCAUCCUAACACUAAGAACCUCCUUCAACCCUUCUUGAAAUAUAUUUAGAUAACCGUGGGAUUGAGGAUUGAAGUGAAGAGCUGCAAACUACAAAUGUAAAGCCACGUGCCACCUCAAUAACACGUGCCAAUAAAAGCAUUUCCACAGUUCCUUCAUUCCGCCCCCAAUGAAAACAAUUGGGUAUCCUAGAAGAGAAAGCGAUGGAUGUGUCUGAGAUGGAAAACCUAAGUGGGUAUAUUCUAGAAGACAAAGAUAUCCCCAGCCUCUGCUCCCUCACAAGCUCCAACCAUUCCAGAGAAAUCAUCAACUUUCCCAAUAAAUCACAAGCCACCGACAACAUGUUCCGGUAAAAGCCCUUACUCAAUAACGAAAAGAUUGGCUGGAAAAUUACGUGCUAAACUGAAGAAUCAGACCUCAAAGAAAGUGUGAAACAUCCAAACACUAGGUAUGCUAGCUCCGGUAAGGCCUCAAGGAGAGGAAGUUUUUAGGUUUCUGGGUUACUAAGCUUAAAGUUUUGUACAAGGGGACGUUUCUGAUAAAAAUUAGCAUAAUUUUCUGGCUUCCUACAAGUGGCUGAGUUGCUUCUUUUUGGUGUCAUGAAAUGUUGCAAAGAGGUCACUCACGGAGCUUGUUUGGAAAACAUGGCAGUGGGUUGGAAAUAGUCUAUACCUUGCCUUCUCGGUUGAUGAGCAGUCUUCCAAGUUACCAUAUAAGGCUUCUUAGAGGACUUAAACUCAGGAGUACAAUGCAUCAAUUGAGUCCUACUAGGCUCCCUUCAUGGUGGAGUCUGAUUCAUACCUUGAAACAUAUCAUACUGUCCUGAGAUGGCUAGUGAACCUUGCUGCUAUAACCAAACAUGGCAGGAGCUAGGAAGGAGUUGACGUGUUAGUGUUUGAGAGCUAUAUCUAAUGGAUGCACAGGUGUAACAAGCCUCAGAUCAAUGCUAUGAAUUGAAUUGAAGAGGAAAGGGAGGGAGAUAGGCCAUGGCAGUUGAACUUAACCAGCAACAGGAGGUAUAUUAGGGAGAUUGAACUUGUGAAACAUGCAGACUUUUACAAGUUUCACUCAUCUGUCUCUUUUGGGAUAUACAACACAGGAAGUGAAGUAGGAAAGAAGAGGAUUUAGUAAGAGAUUGGCCACCAUUUGCCCCAGUUGUUCAUAAUGAUAUUGCAAAUGAUAUGCUGAUUUAUUGACAAAAGUUGAUGUUUAUUGCCCUUCCAUCAUUCUUAGCAUGCAUCAAAGGGGAAAGAUGGAAGCAUCAUACUGGGGAAUUGGAUCUCGUCUUCCCAUCAUGGUGACAGUUCGCAACAUCUUACAAGAACUAAAGAUCAAACAUUACUGUUUUGAACAAAUACACAAUUGUCAAAAUAUCAAAAACAUGUUCAUAUCUGUUUAUGCCUUAUGGUGAACAAAAGGGAAAAACUCUUGAGAGGAAACAGAGAUUUGACCCUAAAGAUUUUGCUAAUUGUGUUUUCAUUGGUUCUUACUGGGACUACUUAAUACAUGGAAUGAGAUUAU